GAGGCGAGCUUGUCGAACAGGGAUUGCUAGGGCUAUGAGCAGACAGAGGGCGCUAGCGGGCCGCGCUCGAUGAGUACAAGCCUACGAUCGGUCCUCAGUGAAGCCCCUAGGUCUUUACAGCCGACCGACGAAGUAGACCAAUGCAGCGCAGACGAGUGUCUGGAGAAGCAGGCUAUACAGCUCUGUAGCUCUUGCGGAGACAUGGUAGGCCGAUACUGCUUGGUGUCGCUCGACGUCUGCAUCUUGCGAUUUUUCCGUCAUGCUGUGCGCAUCCUAAGACGGCUCGAUCUGUCCGUCGUUGGCGUACAAGAUCAGCUCAGGCGUGCGCAGUCAAAGGCAAGUCAGCGCCAAUCAGCUCGCGACGUGCGCGACAGUGUCACGUUGUCUGGCUGAUGUCGGAGCCUGCCAAUGAAGUCAGACAGCGAGUGAAGACGCAGUCGGGCGAUGAGAGUGCUGACAGAGUGGCUCCAGUGGCGCCUGCCACAGCUCGACCGCCAAUCCGGGACAAGGAGGAGAAGACGCCCAUCUUCAGGACGAUUCUGAAUUGCGUGGCCAUCUACAUCGCCAUCAGCUUCGUCCUCGGUCCUUCGUCUCCGCUCGUCAAGUGGUUCAAGCCACAAGGACUCGCACAACCGGCGACCUCAGCCUCAUCCGCUUCCACAGCCACAGAUUCUCGAGCCAUCGUAUCAAACGUCACUCUCUUGAGCGCAGUGCCCGCCUGGCCAUUGAAUCAGCCGCUCGACCUGGUCUUGCAGCUCACGACAUCGGAAGAUGCUCAUGUCACGACUGUCCUGCCUUCCAAGACUUUCCAAGCGAUUCCCUUUGGCGAAUGGGAGUGGCAGCUUGAAUGGUUCACCCGCGUCGAUUUGCCUGCUAGCGUCAGCAAGCACAACGCAAGUCUCUACCUUGACGCUGUUCUGAGACAAAGCGAUGGUGCCGAGCAUCAUGUCCGGCAGGAGCUCACGCGCUUCAUGCCCCUCAAGCGGCCCAAAACAGUCAAGCGCCUCAUCGGAGCUGACGCAGAAGAACCUCGUGUCGCUGAGCAGCACCUGCCAGAAGUCAUGCCAAUAGUUGCGCAUUGGCAUCCCAAUAUCACGCUCGCCCUCGUGAGCGAGACGCCCGAGAUUGCCUACAGUCAAUCGCCGCCAAUCGUACAGCAACACAUUGCCCUCGUCGGUGACGAGCGUGAUGCCGACGGGAAGGCUCUCCAUCUGCCCAUUCUCUUGCCCAAUCUCUUCUGGCAGCUCAAGCAAGACUAUCAGCAGAUCAACAGCUCCGUCUCCACUGUCGAUCUGCGCGUCACUAUACAUCCGUCGAGCUACUUCAAGUUCCAACUCUACGCGACAAUGCAUGACGCCUUUGAGAAACAAGCCUCGACGGGUGGGGGCACGGAGCUAGAUGAGGUCAAGAGGAUUUUUACGAGUACUAACCCGAUCCUGCUCGGCGUGACAAUCAUCGUCACACUCUUGCACUCCCUCCUCGAGAUGCUCGCAUUCGGCAGUGACGUAGCACAUUGGCGCCAGAAAAGAGAGCUCACUGGCGUGUCCGUGCGUACCCUCAUCACCAAUGUCGCUAUGCAAGUCAUCAUCUUCCUUUACCUCCUCGACAAUAACGACAAUACCUCGUGGACAAUCCUCAUUGGCCAGGGCAUGGGUAUCCCUCUCGAACUAUGGAAGAUCUCAAAAGCCGUCACCUCGGAGAUCGUUCCGAGCGAUGGCCUGUUACCCUACAAGAUUGUUUUCAAGGACAAGCAUGUAUUGUCAGAAGAUGAGAAAGCGACAGCAGUCUAUGACAAGCUAGCGUUUCGCUAUGUGUCAAUGGCAGUCAUACCUUCCCUUUUUGGCUACACGAUCUACUCGCUCAUGUAUAACGAGCACAAGGGCUGGUAUUCUUUCAGCAUCUCGACCCUCACCAGCUUUGUGUAUGCCAUUUCCUUUGCGACACUCGUCCCUCAAUUGAUCAUCAAUUACCAUCUCAAAAGCGUGGCACAUCUUCCCAUGAAGAGUCUGACGUUCAAAUUCCUCAACACAAUCAUCGAUGAUCUCUUUGCCUUUGUGGUAAAAAUGCCAACUCUGCAUCGUAUCGCUUGUUUUCGAGACGACGUCGUCUUUCUCAUUCUGAUGUACCAGUAUCGGAUCUAUAAAGUCGAUAAGAACCGUACAAACGAGUAUGGGCAAGGCGGCGGCCCGGCGGCCGGCGAGACGACGGAGAGCAAGCCGCUACCUGCUCCUGGGAGCUUAGCCGCCAAAAAGUCGCAAUAGCACCGGAGUCAUGGACUUGUUGCAAACAAUACGACACUGUGUACCGUAGGCAUCCUAUGAACCGCAGAUGGUCAGGUCGCGGAUCUCUUGAAGUGCGCCUUCGACUUGGCCAUCCAAGUCCCCGUUGGCAUAUAGAUCUCGCACGUCAUCUGCAAAGUACCGUUGCACGCCGCCGAGCUUCUCGUAGGCCUCUGAAGCAAAUUGGGCUUGCAUGCGCACCAUUGAUUCGAACGAAGGGUCCAAAUAAGGUAUCCGAUAUUCGAUGAGCUGCGGCAAUUCCGACACGAGCUGGGUGUUGAUCGCCUCGUAGACGUCCUUUGCAUCAGCUGCUGCUUUUUCGGCC
This is a messenger RNA of Mixia osmundae IAM 14324, 2604 nucleotides long. RefSeq lists its product as uncharacterized. NCBI's taxonomy places the organism in Eukaryota, Fungi, Basidiomycota, Mixiomycetes, Mixiales, Mixiaceae. The coding region runs from base 393 to 2261 and encodes 622 amino acids. Gene Ontology annotation, cellular component: endomembrane system; membrane. The record is from RefSeq and is a predicted model, not a curated record. The transcript has 3 exons.